Molecule: messenger RNA, 1549 nt
Organism: Corvus hawaiiensis (hawaiian crow)
Lineage: Eukaryota; Metazoa; Chordata; Aves; Passeriformes; Corvidae
Gene: NPBWR1
Product: neuropeptides B and W receptor 1
Exons: 2
Biological process (GO): neuropeptide signaling pathway
Cellular component (GO): membrane; neuron projection
Molecular function (GO): neuropeptide receptor activity; neuropeptide binding
Source: RefSeq, a predicted model, not a curated record
ACCGGCACAUCCGUCCUGCACGGACCCAGCACCGCAUCCCGCCGCUCAGGGAGCCGCACCGCCGCAGCCAGGCUGAAACAGGUCAUCCUCACCACCACUGAUCCUAGCCAUCCUCUCCUGUAGCCAUGGAGAGUUCCUCCCUCCCUGAAAUCAAUUCCUCAUGUGCAGACUGCACUGGGAGAGGACAUAGGGGUCGGAAUAUGUCCACUCCUCCACUUAGCCCCAGGUACUACAUCAUGGUGCCUGUCAUCUACUCAGUCAUCUGUGCUGUGGGACUGACAGGCAACACUGCUGUCAUCUAUGUAAUCCUCAAAGCACCAAAGACGAAAACGAUAACCAACAUCUUCAUCCUCAACCUGGCCAUUGCUGAUGAGCUCUUUACCUUGGUGCUGCCCAUCAACAUUGCUGACUACCUGCUCCUGCAGUGGCCCUUCGGAGAGUUCAUGUGCAAGCUCAUCAUCUCCAUAGACCAAUACAACACCUUCUCCAGCAUCUACUUCCUCACUGUCAUGAGCAUUGACCGCUACCUCGUUGUGGUGGCCACCACCAAGUCCAGGAAGAUGUCCUACCGCACCUACUGAGCAGCCAAAAUUGUGAGCCUCUGCGUCUGGUCCUUUGUCACUGUCAUCAUCCUGCCCUUUACUGUCUUUGCUAAGAUACACAAGGAGCAGGGGCGCUCCCAGUGCGUCUUCGUGUUCCCCCACCCCGAGAGUGUCUGGUGGAAAGGCAGUCGGAUCUACACCCUUAUUCUAGGCUUUGUCAUCCCAGUGUCCACCAUCUGCACCCUCUACACCACCAUGCUCUGCAGACUGAGACAUCUGCAGCUCCACUGCAAUGCAAAAGCCCUGGACAAAGCCAAAAAAAAGGUGACAGUGAUGGUGGUUGUUAUCCUGGCUGUGUGCCUGUUCUGCUGGACGCCCUUUCACCUUAGUGCGGUGGUGGCCCUCAUCAUGGACAUCCCACAAACUCCACUCGUCAUUGAGAUUUCCUACUUCAUCACCAGCCUAAGCUAUGCCAACAGCUGCUUUAACCCUUUCCUGUAUGCCUUUCUGGAUGACAGUUUCCGGAGGAACUUUCGCAAACUGAUAGAUUGCAGAUCCGCCUCAUAAAGCCAGCCCAACCCUCUGCCCUGUCCUGUGUCCCUCCUAGAGUCACCUGCUUCUCCUGGGUGACUCCAGUCUAGAGAGUGCUUUCUCUCCAGUCUCCUUGUGAUGGCCCACAGGGCUUCAGGUUGUCUCACUACCCAAGACACGAAUUGGGGCCUGGUGCGUCUUUCUCAAUUGUCCUGCACUCAUUUCCUUAGCACUGCUUUCCUUGCCCUGUGUUUUUGGUUGGUUGGUUACUUAGUUAGUUAGUUAGUUAGUUAAUUAGUUAGUUAGUUAGUUGUUGGGUUUUUUACAUUCCUUCUCUCUAAUGUGCUUUCUGACCUAGGUUUGGAGCUGCCACAGGUCUCUUUUCCCUUUUUCAAGGCAUUGUUUUGUGAACUCAAGACACGUGACUGUCUCAAUCACUGGUGAUUUGUAAAGCUCAAUAAAAGUGUGUUACCAAC